CGCUAGAGAGCACAAGUUUCGAAACAACGUGGUACAAGAAAAUUUCAACUUCUUUCACAUCAAAAUCAGCUGUGAACUUCAGUAUGGCCGCUCUUAUAUGUAGAAAAUAAAUUGUUUUUGUAAAAUCAUACAAAAAAAUAGGAAAGUGCAGUUUUCGUACUUACACCGAAUAGUUGUAUCUUUUACGAACAGUGUCGGUGUUGACUAAUAAAAAGUGUUGCGUCAUGACAGAAUCGUGAUUCUCUCACUGACAAACAAAAUAUAAUAAAAAUUGCGAAUAGCGAAUUACGGCGAGUAUAGUUAGCAUUUCUUUGGUUCGCGUUUCAUUAGAUCGUCGCUUGAGUGUUGGGAGCUGAUGUUUAUUGUGAACCGCGUCAAAACAUACGAGCAAUGAGUAGUGUGAGGUUGAGUCUAGUGUCUGUGGGGAGAUUAGCCGUCGGGAGAAAUUGCAAGUUGACAUCAGCCGUCCAAUCGUGCCGAUCCCUACGGCGUUCGAGCGCGCGAUGUCUCAGCACAAGCAACACUCUCUGCAAGAGCACAGAGCAGCCCCCCGGUCCGCACCCGCCAAAGGAGGCUGUCAGUUCUGACGGCACCUCAGGCGGUAAAAAAGGCGGAUCCGGCGUCCUUACCUGCCCAAAAUGCGGCGACCCGUGCACUCACGUCGAGACGUUCGUCAGUUCCACACGCUUCGUCAAAUGCGACAAGUGUCAUCACUUCUUCGUCGUACUCAGCGAAGUGGACACGAAGAAGAGCAUCAAAGAUAAUGCCGAGAACAAGUCAGGGUUCUACAGAAAACCACCACCGCCUCCUAAAAAGAUCUUCGAAUACCUAAACAAACACGUGGUCGGUCAAGAAUACGCAAAGAAAGUGCUGUCCGUUGCCGUCUACAACCACUACAAACGCAUAUACAACAACGUCACCAGCGGAACUCCUAGCGACGCACAUCAUCCCUUACACCACACGCACAGAGAUCUCCUGCACCUAAGUCACGGUAACCAGACCGGCGGAGCUGAUGUCCUGGAGAGACAACACCAUGAACUGAGACUGGACAAGAGCAAUGUACUCCUGCUGGGACCUACUGGCUGCGGCAAAACUCUCCUCGCCCAAACAAUAGCGCAAUGCCUGGACGUACCGUUCGCGAUAUGCGAUUGCACCACUCUCACGCAAGCCGGAUACGUCGGAGAAGAUAUCGAGAGCGUCAUCGCCAAAUUGCUGCAGGAUGCCAACUUCAAUGUGGAGCGGGCGCAGACGGGCAUCGUGUUUCUGGACGAGGUGGACAAGAUCGGAGCAGUGCCCGGCAUACAUCAGCUCAGGGACGUCGGAGGCGAAGGUGUUCAACAGGGCAUGCUCAAAAUGCUGGAAGGUGCCGUGGUGUCCGUCCCCGAGCGGAACUCGCGCAAGCUCAGGGGAGACGCGGUACAAGUGGACACCACCAACAUAUUGUUCGUGGCGAGCGGGGCCUACAACGGACUUGACAGGCUGGUGCAGCGCCGCAACAACGAGAAGUACCUCGGCUUCGGCGCCUGGGACGCCAGGUCCGGCCGCCGCGCCGCGCUGCAGGCCGCAGCCGCUGACGCGUCGCCGCUGGACUCGGCGGCGCUGGAGAACGAGGAGCGCGACGGCUGGCUGCGCAAGGUGCAGGCCCGGGACCUCAUCGACUUCGGCAUGAUCCCGGAAUUUGUAGGCAGGUUCCCUGUGCUGGUGCCGUUCCACUCUCUCAACCAGGACCUGCUCGUCCGGAUACUCACCGAGCCCAAGAACGCCAUGGUGAAUCAAUAUAAGCUGCUGUUCGCGAUGGACAAGUGCGAGUUGACGUUCAGCGAUGACGCUCUGAGGGCCGUCGCCGCGCUCGCCAUGGAGCGCAAGACCGGCGCAAGAGGCCUCCGGGCCAUCAUGGAAUCGUUACUCUUAGAAGUCAUGUUCGAGAUCCCCGGCUCGGAUAUCGGCGCAGUACACAUCAAUGAAGGCUGCGUGCUCCGUGCCGAGCCUCCGCUACGGUCCAGGAGACAACCCGCCAGGUCGCAGAGGGAUUCUUGGCCCGAGGUAAACGAAUACGCAGCCGAACCGAACAAUUCUAAUUGCUUUUGGUCCUCACAAAAUGGAUUUUAACGUCCAUCGAAAGAAGACACGACCGUGGAGCAAUCCUGCGCGCUGUGAGCAGACAGACAGACAUACUAAAUUGCCGCUCUGCGCUCUACUGUCAAAGGCGGGCGGCGUCGUACGAAACGUCACCGAGGUUUGACUUCUGUCAAAUUACAUUUAACUCUUAAAUAUACAAAGAACUACAGGAUUUACUAGAGCAAGUACUAGAUAAUACACUGAUCGUGCAAGCGACAGUGUUUAAAUACCACCAUAAAUGUCAAACUUAUAUGAAAAAAUAUAUUUACACGUCUGCAGUAAGAAAUAGAUGACAAGUAAUUUUGUUUAUUAAAUUAUUAAAAAUUCUAAUAAAAAAAACGCAACCCAAAAUAUAAAGCAAACUACAAAAAAAAGUAGUGUAGCAAAAAUUGGUCUCUUAAAGUCAACCUUAUUAAGUAUCGCAUAAAAGUGAAAUUCGUACGACGUUGCUCGUCGUCUCGUGAACUACUUUACUAUAGUUUAAAUUAGUUCGAAGUACAAUAAAUUAUAGUAUUAUGUUAGAAGCGUGUUCAAUUCAAACUACAGAAAAGAUAAACAAAAGAUAAUAAAUAAAAUGGAACAAAAACAUCUGCAAAAAUAUCAAAAUCGGUUCAUCGAUUACGAAGAUUAAGCACGCCCUAGCAUAAUACGUAGCUAAACUGUUAUGUAGUCUUCUAGUACUCCAGAUAGCAUUUCAUACAGCGCCCGACACAUUAUAUUACUGUAAUUUUAGCCAAAAAAAAUACCGAUACCAUUGAAAAAUUUUACGGUUUAGACUCACUUGUUUUUAGUCACUCGCGCGACAUGUUUCGGAGAGCCUAGGUCUCCUUUCUCAAGCACUAACAGUGUGAGCAGCGUUCACGAUGGCCGUGUAUCGCGUACUGCGGCUCGCCGCGUCGCACGCUGCGCGCGCCAUACCGACACCAUAUCUAAGACCCGUUGGUGUGCAAUCCUUUACCGAAAACCGCACUGAAAUCGGCUUGUCCGCUUGGGAGAUACGAAGCCACAGAUAGACAUUACAUAUACACAUUUAUUGUGACUGUUGAUAUUGAUGAUUAAAAACAUUUACAUUACACAUGUCAAACUUUUUUUUGAAUUAUAUUAAAUUUACUUUCAGCCUUCUGGCACCAAAUAAAAUUUUAUCUCAGAAAAAAGGUCUUAAAAGAUAAUUUAUCUUAAAAUAAGAUAAUACCUAUAUUGGCUGAAUAGGAAUUUAUUUUCGCCUCUUUAUAAAUUUUGAUAAAAACGAAAACUGAUCCCAAUCAAAAGAGCUGUAAAAUAAAAAAAUAUAUAAAUGGAAAAGAUCAAGCUAACUUUAUUUAUGUGUUUUCAACAAAUUACAGUAAUAUUAUGAGUUAUGAGAUGGGAUUCUGAUAGAGUAGAAUGCAUUAAUUCAUAUUCCCUUCGAGGUGUAUCUCAUGGAAACAGCUCUGAAAGCACUUCAUAUAUUUCAUAAUCUUAAUAAGAUCAGGUAUCAACGCCAAAUGGUGAGUGACAAGUCACCGUUCUGACCAUUCGGACUCACACUUAAAAUAUUUAGGUACAAUUGUCUUUAUGUCACCUUAAAACUAAUCUACGGAAAAAAAGCGUGCUAAACAACUAGAUAAAAUUUUUUAUUGGAAAUUCUUAACCCCCGUUCCAAAGAUUUGGUGCCAGCACCAUCCCCCCUUGACAGACUGGUCAACGUCACCCGGCGCGCCGCGGCGGUAUACUAUGAAACUUUUCAUACAAUAAAAUUUAGCGAACGCUUUAACGGUGACAUAUGGUUUGGUGCAACCGACCCUUAAGAUAUAAAGUACAACGAUAGUCAGUUAACACAUUCAUUACCACUAAGUGCUACGGGUUACGCUCGUAGCGCGUAGCCACGGUUUCGCCGUAUGUAGCGCGUAGUUGCUACGAACAGUGUACCCGACAGUCGGGUUCUUGGUGUUGAAUGUGUUAAGACUGUUAAGAGUGUUGUCAGUAAAUCAACAUUACAUUGCGGCACUAAUUUCAUAAAAUAGUAGAAAUUAAAUAAAAUGGAACUAAAAAAAAUUCCAUACUAAAUUGUUGCCAUGUUUAAGCAUUUUACGAAUGUGACAGUUACGUAGUAAGUGGCGCCCUCAAUAAUUUUCUACAAUUUGUAUAACUAUACACAUGAAUUUAAAACAUUGAAUAUCAAACAAUUUUUCAAAGAGAUAAAUGUUCGAAGUGUUUUCAGAGUACUCGUCAUACAUUGUUCUUAAUGCGUAGUUCCUUGUUGAGCCCUAUCCCGCGUGAUUCACAAUGUUCUGACAAAACUGAAAUAUCUGUUCUAACUAGCGAUUAACGCACAUGUGUCGUGAGCAAAAUGGCAUAAAGCGUCAUGAAAUUUUGUGAAGCGUCACAAAAUAAUGCGAAGCGUCACAAAAUGUUGCGAAGCGUCACGAAAUUUUGUGAAGCGUCACAAAAUAUUGCGAAGCGUCACGAAAUGUCGUGAAGCGUUAUACAAUGUCAUUACAAGUGCGCGCGCGAAUCGGGGUAUGUUAUAUGUUAUUAAAUAGUUGGCAAUUUAUCGAGUGUUGUUAUCCAUCAAGCAAACUAUGUGAUGUAAAUUAUUGUACAUAAAAAUAGAACAUUUUAAUAUUUUUUAAGGUAAACUUAGUCCCCCGCUACGGAAAGGGAAAUACUGAUAAAAAUUCAUGUUUUGACAUUUGUUAUUUUCUUAUACUAUACAUAGUUAUUUUUUAAUUUAUAUAAGUUGUGGUGUGAUUUAUGUGUGUACAUCUGAAUGCCUAAGGGGUGAGAAAUGGUUGUAAAAUCACAUUGCGACUUGGAUUAAAUAGUUUUAAGCCUAUUUUCAAAUUAAAAUAAUGAAAA
This is a messenger RNA of Cydia fagiglandana, 4956 nucleotides long. It is a transcript of the gene ClpX, whose product is annotated as ATP-dependent Clp protease ATP-binding subunit clpX-like, mitochondrial. Gene Ontology annotation, cellular component: mitochondrial matrix. The record is from RefSeq and is a predicted model, not a curated record. The coding region runs from base 391 to 2109 and encodes 572 amino acids. Gene Ontology annotation, molecular function: zinc ion binding; ATP hydrolysis activity; ATP binding. Gene Ontology annotation, biological process: protein folding. NCBI's taxonomy places the organism in Eukaryota, Metazoa, Arthropoda, Insecta, Lepidoptera, Tortricidae. The transcript is spliced from 15 exons.